UUUGUAGGGAUGUGAUUUGAAUAGGACUGUGACUGAAGUAGUGGGAUGUUAUUUAUCUAUUUUUGUAUUUUGUUUUGAUGUCGUUGUCCCCCCUCCCUUUAUCCACAAUGGACAUGUAUUUGUUUCUACAGUUUAUUAACGGUACAGUAGGUGGCGGCAGACACGUUAUAUUUGUGUAAAUGUCAGUAUACCAGAGAAGAAGAUGACGCUGUUGUAUUGUCGUUGUGGGGAACAGGAAGUUCCGGGUAGUUAACGACAGAACUGUGCUGUUAUGUCGAUAGGGGUUGUGUCCGUUACAAUUGUAUUAUUGUAGGCCGACUCAGAUUAAGUGUGAGUCCGGUAACAUCAACAGUGAGGACAAACCCAGCCUGCCUCUCUCCUUCCACACUGAGUCCAAACCUACAGUCACUGGGUCCUGAUUGUGACAGUGGAGCCCAGUUUGCACUGCAGGAUCCGGAGAUGGCAUCAGUGAAGCUGGAAGACUGCAGUCAAACACUGGAGCUGAAUGUCAACAUUAAAGAUGAAGAGGAGGAGGAGAAGAUUAGGACAACUGUUAAUCAUGGACACCAUGUUGAGACAUUCUCUACAUCCAGAGAGCAACAGCAGGAAGAUCACAGAGCUAAGAGGUCUCACCACUGCCCACAUUGUGAAAAGAUUUUCCCAUUUCUAUCAAAGCUAAAAAUACACCUAAAAAUACACAGAGGAGAGAAGCCUUACUCCUGCUCUGACUGUGGAAAAUUCUUCAAAACAUCAACUAAGCUAAAAGUUCAUCAGAGAACACAUACAGGAGAAAAACCUUACUCCUGUUCUGACUGUGGAAAAAGCUUCACGACAUCAACGGUGCUAAAACUUCAUCAGAGAAGACACACAGGAGAGAAGCCUUAUUCCUGCUCUGACUGUAGAAAAUGUUUUAUAACAUCAUCUCAGCUAAAAGUUCAUCAGAGAACACACACAGGAGAGAAGCCUUUCUUCUGCUCUGACUGUGGAACUAGUUUCUCUCAACUUUCCCACUUAAAAACACAUGAACGCAUACAUACAGGAGAGAAGCCUCAUUACUGCUCUGACUGUGGAAAAUGUUUUAAAACAUCAAAUGAGCUAAAAGUUCACCAGAGAACACACACAGGAGAGAAGCCUUAUGUCUGCUCUGACUGUGGAAAAUGCUUCACAACAUCAACUGAUCUAAAAGUUCAUCAGAGAACACACACAGGAGAGAAGCCUUAUUCCUGUUCUGACUGUGGGGUGAGUUUCUCUCGACUCGGUACCUUAAAAACACACCAACAGAUACAUACGGGAGAGAAGCCUUACUUCUGCUGUGACUGUGGGGAGAGUUUCUCUCAAAAGACCAACUUAAAAGCACACCAACAAAUACAUACAGGAGAGAAGCCUUACUACUGCUCUGACUGUGGAAAAUGUUUCUCCCAAUUGGGUAACUUAAAAUCACAUGAACGUAUACAUACAGGAGAGAAGCCAUACUCCUGCUCUGACUGUGGGAAGAGUUUCUCCCAAUUGCAUACGUUAAAAACACAUGAACGUAUACAUACGGGAGAGAAGCCUUACGUCUGUGCGGACUGUGGGGUGAAUUUCUCUCAUCUGGGCACCUUAACAACCCACCAACGUAUACACACAGGAGAGAAGCCUUACUCUUGCUCUGACUGUGGAAAAUGCUUCACAACAUCAACUGAUCUAAAAGUUCAUCAGAGAACACACACAGGAGAGAAGCCUUAUUUCUGCUUUGACUGUGGAAAAUGUUUUAAAACAUCAAAUGUGCUAAAAGUUCAUCAGAGAACACACACAGGAGAGAAGCCUUAUUCCUGCUCUGACUGUGGAAAAUGCUUCACAACGUCAACUGAUCUAAAAGUUCACCAGAGAACACACACAGGAGAGAAGCAUUACUACUGCUCUGACUGUGUAAAAUGCUUCAAAACAUCAACUGAGCUAAAAUUACAUCAGAGAACACACACAGGAGAGAAGCAUUACUACUGCUCUGACUGUGUAAAAUGCUUCAAAACAUCAACUGAGCUAAAAUUACAUCAGAGAACACACACAGGAGAGAAGCCUUACUACUGCUCUGUCUGUGGAAAAUGUUUUAAAACAUCAACUGAGCUAAAAGUUCAUCAGAGAAUACACACAGGAGAGAAGCCUUAUUACUGCUCUGACUGUGGAAAACGUUUUAAAACAUCAAAUGAGCUAAAAGUUCAUCAGAGAACACACACAGGAGAGAAGCCUUACGUCUGCUCUGACUGUGGGAAGAGUUUCUCCCAAUUGUAUACCUUAAAAACACAUGAACGUAUACAUACAGGAGAGAAGCCUUACUCCUGCUCUGACUGUGUAAAAUGUUUUAAAACAUCAACUGAGCUAAAAGUUCAUCAGAGAACACACACAGGAGAGAAGCCUUAUACCUGCUCUGAAUGUGGAAAAUGUUUUAAAACAUCAAAUGAGCUAAAAGUUCACCAGAGAACACACACAGGAGAGAAGCCUUAUGCCUGCUCUGAAUGUGGAAAAUGUUUUAAAACAUCAAAUGAGCUAAAAGUUCAUCAGAGAACACACACAGGAGAGAAGCCUUUCUUCUGCCCUGACUGUGGAAUUAGUUUCACUCAACUUUCCCACUUAAAAUCACAUGAAUGUAUACAUACAGGAGAGAAGCCAUACUCCUGCUCUGACUGUGUAAAAUGCUUCAAAACAUCAACUGAGCUAAAAGUUCAUCAGAGAACACACGCAUGAGAGAAGCCUUACCUCUGCUCUGACUGUGGGGUGAGUUUCUCUCACCAGAGCAACCUAACACACCAACGUAAAACACACCUUACUCCUGCUCUGUAGAAGGGUGGGCGUGUAUCUCAAACGUCUAGCCAAAGGUUGUGUGCUUGAAUCUCAUCAAGGAGUACUUUAGCAUUUUAGCUAAUUAGCAACUUUGCAACUACUUACUACUUUUUAGCUAUUACUUAGCAUGUUAGCUUAGCAUGCAACUACUUAGCAUGUUAGCUAACCUUUCCCCUAAACCCAUUUAACUCUACCUUAAACCCCUCACCCCUAACCUAGCUAACGUUAGCAACAACAACUUGGAUUUCGUAACUUAUCAUACAUUAUACGAGUUCGUAACAUAUUGUAUAAAUAGCAAUGCGUAAAAUAAUAUAUGAAUUGUAAUUCAUAACAUACAUCCUACAAGUCAUAUUAUACUGAACAACAAUCUAAAUGCAACAAUUUCAAAGAUUUACAGUUCGUAUAAGGAAAUCGAUCAAUUGAAAGAAAUAAUUGAGGCCCAAAUCUAUGGAUUUCACAUGACUGGGCAGGGGCUCAGCCAUGGCUGGGACUUGGGAGGGCAUAGGCCCACUUGGGAGACAGGCCCAGCCAAUCAGAAUGAGUUUUUCCCCACAAAAGGUCUUUAUUACAGACAGAA
Salmo salar (Atlantic salmon) is the source of this 3394-nucleotide messenger RNA. RefSeq lists its product as uncharacterized. Gene Ontology annotation, biological process: regulation of transcription by RNA polymerase II. Gene Ontology annotation, molecular function: RNA polymerase II cis-regulatory region sequence-specific DNA binding; DNA-binding transcription factor activity, RNA polymerase II-specific. The record is from RefSeq and is a predicted model, not a curated record. Lineage: Eukaryota; Metazoa; Chordata; Actinopteri; Salmoniformes; Salmonidae.